Molecule: messenger RNA, 1705 nt
Organism: Gastrolobium bilobum
Lineage: Eukaryota; Viridiplantae; Streptophyta; Magnoliopsida; Fabales; Fabaceae
Product: GTPase-activating protein GYP1-like
Exons: 10
Coding region: 111-1475 (454 amino acids)
Biological process (GO): activation of GTPase activity
Molecular function (GO): GTPase activator activity
Source: RefSeq, a predicted model, not a curated record
UAUUCAUCAUGUUGCUUGCACUUGCACACACUAGUCAGUCUCUGAAAGAAAGAAGUGUCAGUUAUAAUAACUAAUAAGCAAAACAGAACGCGGAUUCGGACAGAUCAACCAUGAAGAACGAGGAUAACAGCAACAGGGAACAACAUCAGCACAACAAAGACACCACCAUAGGAAUCCUCGAUACCCGAUUCAACCAGACCCUCAGAAAUGUUCAAGGGUUACUCAAGGGUCGUAGCAUUCCUGGUAAAAUAUUAUUGAGCCAGAGGGUAGAACCGCCAGAUUACUCAAACUUAUCCUCACCAACUUACCAAAGGAGCUCCUCAUACAGUGAUACUGGCACAAGUGAUCACACAUCUGAGAGAGUAGAGGAGGAAGUUCACAGUACAAGCAAACCAUUCGGUAUUUCCAAUGAGAAUAAGUUAAAAAUAUCAACCUCCCUCGUAGAGAACCCGCCUGAAGAAGUCCAGAAAUCUUCCAUGGGUGCUAGAGCUACAGAUUCUGCAAGAGUUAUGAAAUACACUAAGGUGCUUUCUGGGACGAUGGUUAUAUUAGAGAAAUUACGUGAAUUAGCUUGGAGUGGUGUUCCAGAUUAUAUGCGUCCUACGGUGUGGAGACUUCUCUUGGGAUAUGCACCUCCUAAUUCAGAUAGAAGGGAGGGAGUUUUGAGAAGGAAGCGACUUGAGUAUCUUGACUGUGUUUCUCACUAUUAUGAUAUUCCUGAUACGGAACGCUCAGAUGAUGAGAUCAACAUGCUUCGCCAGAUUGCUGUUGAUUGUCCAAGAACUGUACCUGAUGUUCCAUUCUUCCAGCAACAGCAAGUUCAGAAAUCACUAGAGCGUAUUCUUUACACAUGGGCCAUUCGGCAUCCUGCAAGUGGAUAUGUCCAGGGGAUAAAUGAUCUUGUUACGCCGUUUUUAGUUGUUUUCCUAUCAGAAUACUUAGAAGGGGGCAUAGAUAAUUGGUCAAUGUCUGAUUUAUCUUCAGAUAAAAUAUCUAAUGUAGAGGCUGAUUGCUAUUGGUGCUUGUCAAAGUUGCUUGAUGGUAUGCAAGACCAUUAUACAUUUGCUCAACCAGGAAUUCAAAGGCUUGUUUUUAAGUUGAAGGAACUGGUCAGGAGGAUUGAUGAGCCUAUUUCAAGCCAUAUGGAGCAUCAGGGACUGGAAUUUCUUCAAUUUGCUUUCCGCUGGUUCAACUGUCUUCUAAUCCGCGAGAUACCCUUCCAUCUCAUCACGCGGCUUUGGGACACAUAUCUAGCUGAAGGAGAUGCCUUACCAGACUUCCUUGUGUAUAUAUUUGCCAGUUUUCUUCUAACGUGGUCAGACAAACUCCAGAAGCUUGAUUUUCAAGAGUUGGUAAUGUUCCUUCAACACCUUCCAACUGAGAACUGGACUCACCAGGAGCUCGAGAUGGUACUUUCCCGUGCAUUUAUGUGGCACAGCAUGUUCAACAACUCUCCGAGCCAUUUAGCUACCUGAGCAAGGAAUUGUGAUUUUGUGUAAUUUAGUUAUUCUGAAGUGUGUGGUGCUUUUUAUAGAUAAACUAAUUGUUUAAACCAAUUUUCACAUGUAUUUUGCUUGUAAUAUCUUGUAAAGGACAGAAAAAUAAACAGGAGAUAGAGAGGUAGAGGCUAUUUUUGUUGUAUUAAUUUUUUUAACCAAUCAUAGUUGCCUUCCAUAUCUUUAGUAGACAAUUUCUUGGUUGUAUU